GUAAUAAAAUUCUAGUUUUUUUUUUUAAUUUAAAGUAAUCCUCCUAAUAACCAAAUUAAAAAUAAUUUUUAAAUUAAAUAAUGGCGAAAAAAACUUACGAUUUAUUAUUUAAAUUAUUAUUGAUUGGUGAUUCUGGUGUUGGUAAAACUUGUAUAUUAUUUAGAUUUUCAGAUGAUGCAUUCACAUCAACAUUUAUAUCCACAAUCGGAAUUGAUUUUAAAAUUAAAACAGUAGAAUUACGUGGUAAAAAGAUUAAAUUACAAAUAUGGGAUACAGCGGGUCAAGAAAGAUUUCAUACUAUCACUACAUCAUAUUACCGCGGUGCCAUGGGUAUAAUGCUAGUCUAUGAUAUAACAAAUGAAAAAACAUUUGAAAAUAUAGUGAAAUGGCUGAGAAAUAUAGAUGAGCAUGCAAAUGAAGAUGUAGAAAAAAUGAUAUUGGGCAAUAAAUGCGAUAUAACAGAUAAACGUGUAGUUAGCAGAGAAAGAGGUGAAGCGAUUGCUCGUGAGCAUAGCAUACGUUUCAUGGAAACUUCAGCAAAGGCGAAUAUAAAUAUUGAAAGAGCGUUUUGUGAAUUAGCUGAAUCAAUAUUGGAUAAAACUACUGGUCGUGAAGCAAAUGAAAAUCCUGAACGUGUUGUCAUUGACCGUAAAGGGCAAGAUAAAGCACCCGCCUAUAAAAGUUGUUGUUCCACUUAAAAAAUUACUUAUUUUCUUAAACACAAAAAAAUCAAAUAAACAAAGAAUAUCAUUUUUAUUUUUCUUAACAUUUCAUAAACUUUUGGGAGAUCAUAAAACAAAAAGGAAAAAAAGCAAAAAAUUAAUUCGAAUUCAAAGUUUAUUAUAUGAUAAUGAUAAAAAAUUAUUAAUUUUCCAUCAUACACCCACCAUCAUUUACAAAAAGGAAUCAAAUAGACAAAAAGAAAAAAAAUGAAACAAAUUGAAAUUAAUAAUUUUCUAAUUAAUUAAUGUAAUAAAUGUGUAUUAUAUUUUAAAUAUUUUUUUUUCUGUUCUUAGAUAAGUUUAAAAAUAAAUUAUGAUAAUACUUAAAUAAUUUAACAACAAGUAAAUUUGUGUUAAAAAUGCAAAAAAAAAAAAUGAAAAACAAAAAUAAAAAAUAUAACAUUUUUCAAAGAAAAUCAAAAGUAUGAACAUUUUGAUUUUCUUUAAAUGAAAAUUUAAUUAAAUAAAUAAGAAAAUUUAUAUUGUAUAAAAUAAUUGAAGACAAAGCUUAUUUGU
Condylostylus longicornis is the source of this 1238-nucleotide messenger RNA. It is a transcript of the gene Rab10, whose product is annotated as ras-related protein Rab-10. Gene Ontology annotation, biological process: cellular response to insulin stimulus. The record is from RefSeq and is a predicted model, not a curated record. The transcript is spliced from 4 exons. Gene Ontology annotation, molecular function: GTP binding; GTPase activity. Lineage: Eukaryota; Metazoa; Arthropoda; Insecta; Diptera; Dolichopodidae. The coding region runs from base 81 to 698 and encodes 205 amino acids. Gene Ontology annotation, cellular component: Golgi apparatus; recycling endosome; insulin-responsive compartment.